Caenorhabditis elegans is the source of this 708-nucleotide messenger RNA. RefSeq names its product ER membrane protein complex subunit 4 (gene perm-3). Gene Ontology annotation, cellular component: endoplasmic reticulum membrane. Lineage: Eukaryota; Metazoa; Nematoda; Chromadorea; Rhabditida; Rhabditidae. The record is from RefSeq and is marked reviewed. The coding region runs from base 1 to 525 and encodes 174 amino acids. The transcript has 3 exons.
AUGUCACUAUCGGCUUGGAAACUUGACUACACUUACUCUUCGAAGAAUUGUCGUACUGCGGACAGUAAUUUUAACCCGCCAGGCUUCUACUCGACAGCUGCCACCGUUCAACAUAGCGCCGAAGCCGAUCGAUCCGCUGAUCAACACGAGCAUCUGGCACGAAAACGAGUAUGGGACACUGCAAUGGGACCAGCUAAAUCUCUGCCGAUGAACAUGUUCAUGAUGUAUAUGGCCGGAGGCGGUGUGUCGAUUUUCCCAAUUAUGAUGGUCGGAAUGAUGGUGUUUAGGCCGCUGAAAGCAUUAUUCGCAGUCAAUUCCACAUUCAAACCGCUUGAGAGCCCUGCAACUGGAUCAAUGUUUAUUCACAAGCUCAUCUUCUGCCUUGGAAACCUCGGAGCAAUCGGUCUUGCCAUCUAUAAAGUACAUACAAUGGGUCUUCUACCGAAUACUCCAUCAGAUUGGCUCGAAUUCAUUCCUCAACCGGGUCGUGCUCAGUAUUCAAUAAUCGACGAAGUAUUCAUCUGAAUCUCCGAACGAAUCUAGUCAAUUUCCAUUCCCAAUCUUUCCUCCAAACUUGCGUGAUCUUUUCCAUAUUUGAUUGCAGAAUAAUUAAUAAGGAUAGUAUAUAAUUUAUAUCAUUUUUUCCAUUAUGCUUCGUUCCCCCAUUUCAUUGUACUUCGAAAGUCCCCAAAUACAUAAUUAUUUUCU